GAAAACGUGUUCUGGUGCUGUGUGUAGGGGGGCGACGGCAGUUGUAGUUCAGCAUCGAUAGAGCGACCUGUAAAGAUAGCUGUCAUUAAAAAAAGAACUUGCCGAGUAGGUGCCAGUGUUAGUCUCCAACAUUCAUCUUUUAAGAAGGUUCUCAUUAAAGCUGCAUUUGGCAUGUUGUGCUAAAUUCUCUGCAGCAAUGAAUCAGCUUCAUUUCGUGACAUGCUGUUGUUACUGGGAAUACUUCUGAUAUCAAUAGUUCCCCUAUGGGAUCUUUUCUCUGGGAUGCUUGGGAUCUAUUUUGUGAAAUGCUUGGGAUCUAUUUUGUGAAAUGCUUGGGAUCUGGGGUUUCCAAUCUUCUGUGAUUUGGAAACCCAUUGCUUAUAAUUAUUGAACACUAAAAAGUAGAAUAUGGGUUUGAGCAAUUUAGUUCCCUUUAACCACAAGGUACUGUCACAUUACUGCAGAGAAAAUUGGUCAAAAAAUAUGAUUGUUUGGGAAAUGACUCCUGGAUUUUUAAAGAGAAAUACUUGACCCUGCAUAUAUAUACAAGUCCUGAAUCAUGGAAGCAUCAUUAAAACGACUCUAUGUUGGAGGAAUUGGGCCCUCUGUUACCGAUUCUGAACUCACAGAUAGAUUUGGAAAAUUUGGGAAAGUGAAUGAUGUGGAAAUCAUUACCAGGAAAGAUGAAAAGGGAAAUCCUGUGAAGGCUUUUGCAUACCUUAACAUCAGCAUUUCAGAGUCAGACCUUAAAAAAUGUAUGUCAGCCUUAAACAAAACUAAAUGGAAAGGAGGUGUGCUGCAGAUAGAACUAGCAAAGGAAAGUUUCUUAAACAGACUUGCACAGGAGAGACAAGAGGCUAAGAAUCAAUCAAUACUAAAAGCAGAGCCGAAAGAAGAGCUGGUACAAUCUCUUCAACAAGCUGGAGUCAAAGACUUUCAGAUGAAAGCUGCUGUACCAGGUACAGAAGUGCCAAAUCAUAAGAAUUGGGUGGUCAGCAAAUACGGCAGAGUUCUUCCUAUACUCCAUCUAAAAGGCAGUAAUAAGAGCAAAAUUAUAAAAUAUGAUCCUUCAAAAUAUUGCCACAAUAUUAAGAAGCUAGAGGACACCACCAUUGAUAUUACACCCAUUUCCCAACUUACAUGGCAACUGGAAGGUGGGAAUGAUGAAAUAAGCAAGAAACGCAGGGGAGAAUUCCCACCUACUAAAAGCCCAUCAAGUAAAAAACCCAAAAUUCAGACAUCAUCAGGCACAAAGGAACUUAAUGAACAAACUAAAGGCAACAUACCCAAGAAGAGCAUACUGUCUAUAAAAGCAGAGCCCCCAGGUGAAAAACACAAUGUUGAGGGUACAGGGAUCAGGAGAGAGAUCAAUGGACGUGUAGUUAACAGGAGUAAAUGGUGGGAUGAGAGUGAUUCUGAAGAAGAGAUGAGAGCAAUAUUAGAGAGAGAAAAGAAUAAACUGAAAACAGGCCCCACUAUUCCUACUGACUCCAAUCUAGAGAUUGUUGAUAACAAUUUUAAAAUGAGCUAUAAUACUCACUGGGGUCGCAGAGAGGAAUCCACUUUCAAAGAGAAUCAGCCCAACUGUAGCAGCAAAGCUGAGGACCAUGAUGAAUAUGAUUCAGCAGAUACUGAUGAGAUCAUUUCAGUUGCUAAAACUGUCAAAAAGGUAAAAGUUGGUUCAGAGGUCAAGGAGAACAGUCUUAGUGAUGAAAAGCAGUUUUCUCUCACACAAAAGCAAAAAAGUAAUCAUGGAUCAGGAAUUAAAAAAUCACAAAAAGAAAAAGAUAGUGAAUCAGAUUCAGAGAGCCAGAAUGAUGAUUUGUGGUUAGAGAACAGCGACUCCUACUCAGAUGAGGAAUAUGAUUCCCUAAUGCAAAACUGCCAGCGGCUGUCUCUCACACUAGAGGAUUUGGCACAGCUAGCAAAUUCAGCUAAAGAGACAUCUGAAGAUGAAACUGUAGAAGAGGAGGCAGGAAGCAGUUCAGCUAGUCAACAAGAAGUAAAGACAAGUACAGCUACACCGAGGAAUAAGAAGAGUGGGACAACUCCAGAUGAUAUUGUGGCCUCCCUAUUGGAAGAUGAUGAUGGCAGCUCUGAUGAGCAACUCAAACGACAGAGAAAGAAGGAACCUCCAGUCAGUCUUCCAUCAUUUAAGGGGGUAGGACUACUGCUAGGUACAGCAUCUGAACAGGAGCUUGAUGCAUUGAAUUCAAAAUCGAACUCUUUAGGUAGCGAGUCAGAUUCAGAGAACCAGGAUUUGGCGCAGCUAGCAAGCACAGCUAAAGAGACUUCUGAAGAUGAAACUGUAGAAAAGGAGGCAGGAAGCAGUACAACUAAUCAACAUGAAUACGUAAAGACACCUACAGCUACACAGAGGAAGAAAAAGACUGGGACAACUCCAGAUGAAAUUGUGGCCUCCCUAUUGGAAGAUGACGAUGACAAAAACUGUGAUGAGCAACGAAAACGAAAGAAAGGAUCUCCAGUCAAACUUCCAGCAUUUAAGGGGUUAGGAUCCCUGCUUGGUACAGCAUGUAAACAGCAACUUGAUGCUUCACUGAAUUCAAAAUCUAACUUUUUACCAUCCACUUCUUCUGCUAUAGAUGUAAAGAGCAGCACUAGCGAUACAGAGCAAAAAAAAGCAGCUGUGGAGGAAUCUGUUCUGGAUCUUAAUUACCCAACCCAGAAAUUGUCAAAAUCUCAAAAGAAUAAUAAAGUUGAAUUGAGGCAGAGUUGCAGCAGCAGUAGUGAUAGUAGCAGCGAUGAAAGUGCCACCUCUAGCCCAUCCCCUGUAAUCCCAGCAAGUGGCCACACUAUGGCACAGAAAAACAAAUCAAGUGAGCAGGUAAACCCCAGUGCCCAAAAUUCUGUGGCUCUCAAACUGCAGGACAAUGAGAAGAGGCUGGCAGCAAUGGAGGAGAGGAGGAAAGAGAGGGAGCAACAGAAGCAAGCGAUUAAGGGAGCCCUAUUGAAACUGGAUUCCCAACCCUCAUUGAAGGGCAAACAUAUUGUGUUUGAUUCAGAGGCUGAAAGUGAAGAGGAUGAUAGUGUGGCCCUGUCCACUGACGCUAUGAGUAAACCCACUGAAAAAGAACAAAGUAAAACGGCAAAGCUGUUUGAAAGCAGCGACGAUGAGUCUGAUGAAGGUGAUGAUAAAGGAAGUGACGAUGCAGCUCGAUUUCAGAUCAAAUCUCAGUAUGAAGGACGAUCGGGAGAAAAGCUGAUGCAGCUACAGUCACGCUUUGGAACAGACGACCGAUUUAAAAUGGAUUCUCGCUUCUUGGAUAGCAACAGUGAGGAUGAGGAGGAAGAAGAAAAUUCACAGAAGGCUCAAGCAGACAAGGGAGGCGAUGAACUCUCAGCAGAGAAGAAGAAAAACCUGGCUAUUCUGCAAAGUCUGUUAAACAUCAAUGUAGAGAAUCCCCCAGUGAGCAAACAGGCAUCAAAGGCCAAGAAGUUCAAAGAUCUGAAUGCUUUGCAGUAUGACCCCACAAAGGAAGACCAUGUAGCAUUUGAAGCAAAAUCUGAAGAGGAAGAAAAAAAAGAAAGCAAAUCUCAAAGAAAGAAAAAGCGUCUGGAAGCAGAGAAACUUCCUGAGGUCUCGGCAGAAACCUACCAUGAGGUGGCGAUUGAUUUUAAAGAAGUAUUUGGAGCAUCCAAGCCUGACCCAGCUUCUGGAACCACGUGGGAUCAAGAGGAGGAGAUGGAAGGACCAGAAAAGGAAAGCUCUGCCAAACCACAACAUUUCAGUUUCCUGUCUGAGGACAAAGAGGAGCCUAGUGGAUUCACAUUCUCCUUUUUUGAUGCUGCAAAUGAGAGUGCCAUAAAAGAGGAAACCUAUAAGAUUGAAACCAUCAAACCAGCCAAAGUAGCUUGGCAGGAGGAUCCCAGAUUCCAGGAUAGUAGUUCUGAGGGGGAGGAUGAUGAUGAACCAACCACUGAGAAGGAAUCCAAAAUAAGCUCGGAGACAAAGACACUGAAAAGCACCGUACGUUUCUUCUUUUUUGUGAAAGAUGAUAAGAGAUUAAAGGAGGGUCCAAAGAUGUUCUUUCAAUCUUCAAAUCUAGCAGAGAUGGAAGAAGCCUGGGAACAGCGAAGAGACUUUCUAUUGGAGGAAUGCAAGAAAAGACACAAAGAUGCUAAGCGGAAAGUUAAAGCCAAGCAUUAACAUAGGGCGCUGGAUCCAAAAGGGCACAUACUCCAUGCCACUGUGGGCU
Xenopus tropicalis (tropical clawed frog) is the source of this 4217-nucleotide messenger RNA. RefSeq names its product nucleolar protein 8 (gene nol8). Gene Ontology annotation, cellular component: nucleolus. Gene Ontology annotation, molecular function: nucleic acid binding; RNA binding. Lineage: Eukaryota; Metazoa; Chordata; Amphibia; Anura; Pipidae. The record is from RefSeq and is marked validated.